Molecule: messenger RNA, 3885 nt
Organism: Phaedon cochleariae (mustard beetle)
Lineage: Eukaryota; Metazoa; Arthropoda; Insecta; Coleoptera; Chrysomelidae
Source: the annotation of a GenBank genome assembly
AUGAACAACUGUAAAGCUAGCAUUUUAAGACAGAAUUCUGUGACGAAGGCUUCCAGGAAAUUAGUUGCUGUGGGAAAGUUGCAAGCAAUCGAGUCAGAUGAUGUUUUCGAGAAAGUGAAAUAUGAGAACCUUGGAGGCAAAGAUCGAGAUAAAGAUAAAAAUGACAUUUCUGAUGAUGACUUACCUCUGUUGCGGUUGCGGAAACCUUUGGGUGAUCAGACAAAUAAAAUGAAAUAUGAUGAAGUAUACAGUGAUAAUAGCAUUGAGGAAGAGGAACAGCCAAGCACAUCAAAGCCAGUUGCAGGCGUCAAAACUGGUACAUAUAUACUAGUUUCGAUAUCAGGAGAGUCGAACAAGAGGACUGCAGCCAAGUAUGAACACAAGUAUGUCGCAGUGUGCCAGGGUGAUAUAGAAGCUGAUGGGCAGCAGGGAUCAUUGCCUUCGAUAACCACUAUACAAAGGAACAUAUUCACUCAAGAAGAUAGUUUUAUAGAAAGUCAAGUGAGAUUUGAUAAGUUGAAAGAUUUCUUAGAAAAACGGAACUAUCCGAAGAACAUUUGGAUAAGUGAAGACCAAACUGGCAUAACCGGACGUAUCCAGUAUGAUAGUAAAACUAAUAAUAUAGUUGGUUUUGUUUUGCCCUUGAGAGAUGGUCUUCCUAUUACAAAUUAUUUUCAAGCCAAAACUGCCAGUGAGAUAGAAUUAAUAUUUCUAACACAGACCAAAAGUAACUACCUUCUGAUGAUAAUGGCUCAGCCUCUUGUUCCAAAUGCUCCUGCCUUUUCUCUGUGUGCAUUUGGGUCGAACAAUAAAUUUACACAUAAAGAUGUUCAACGACGUUGGCAAAUUCUAGAACAGUUGGCUGCAGAGAAUGGUAUCAAGAUAAUGGGUUUCAGUUCUGAUGGUGACUCUCGAUUACUAAAAACAAUGAGAAUAAAAUCCCAGCUACCCUAUACUAAGACUGAAAACCAAGAUCGAAACCAAGAUAAAACGCCUUCUGACGUUAUAGAUCCCGAUUGGUUUCAAGCCAAUUUACAUAAUGAAGGAUCCUUCUGCGUACAAGAUACUGUACAUAUUGGAACUAGGCUCAGAACAAGGUUUCUUAAACCAUCUAUAAUGCUGCCAAUUGGAAAGUGCAUAAUAUCACCAACAUAUCUGACGUCACUAAUGAAUAUGGUCACAAAAGACAAACAUCUUUUAUGUCCGAGCGACCUCAAAGGCGACGAUAAAAUGAAUUAUGAUUCGGUGGAGAGAAUCUGUGCCCCUCAGGUGCUGGAGUUGUUAUCUGAGAAACUCCCAGACAGUAAAGGGACGGCAGCAUACUUGAAAAUUGUACGAUACGUCCUUGAUUCUUUCCUGUCAAAAGAUUUAACUCCUCUCGAGAGAGUAGAAGAGAUAUGGUAUGCAGUUUUCUUUUUGCGUAUUUGGAGAUAUUGGAUCAAGAUUAUGAAGUAUAGCGUGGUGGACAACUUCAUAACAUUGAGUACUUACAUCAGUAUAGAACUGAAUGCUCAUGCUCUAAUUCUGGUCAUCAAAAAAAUGUAUAACGACAAUCCAAGUGAAUUCUGUCCAUGGAUAAUGAGCAGCCAGCCAUGUGAGAAAAUUUUCAGAUCCAUCAGAUCAAUGACCAGUACUUUUUCUACUGUCACCAACUACAGUAUGCUCGAUAUUUUAGGAAGGCUUACAAGAAUUCAGGCAAUAAAUGAAAUCACCUGUGACACAGAAAUCGAAAUGGAAAGAGGACAUGUUUCGAUAUCGGAGUGCAACCCACAACAUUCUGCAAAUAUUGCCGCUGAUCGAGUAGCAGAUAUAGACGAAUUGGAUAAUGAAACAAUAAGCGACCUACAUAUUUUAAGAUCUCUAGACGCUGAGGAUUCGUUGAAUUUCAAAGAUUUAUCAGAUAAGUUUUCUGAAAAAGAUGAUGAUUUCUUCGAGAGAAGCUCUUAUGUUAAAGUAUAUCAUAAAAAUAAGAGAAUUGUGAUAAGAAAAUCAACGCUUUGCUGGUUCUUGUCUAAUAAAGAUAAAAAAAUGAGCUCUGAUAGACUUCAGAGAGUGAAGUUUUUGGUGAAACCUAAGCAGGAUAUUGUUAAUAAUACACGUGAAUCAGAACAAUUAGUAGAAGAAAAGGAAUCAUUGAAAAUUGGUGAAUGGGUAAUAUUUUCCAUCAACUCCAAACUCGAUAAAACAGUUAGUGAACCUUUGAGCUUCCUGAAAGUAGGGAAAAUAUUGAGCUUCAAAUAUCUGAAUAAGAAAACAAAAAAGCAGCAGGAAUAUUCAUUAGACUCAGCACCAGUACUUUCCAAAACUGACCCUAAUGUUGGAGUACUAUGCCAAUGGUUCUUACUGAAUCAAGAAGGGGAAAUGACGCUCGACGAUGGCUUUCAAUUAUUUCAUAAGAUCGGACUGUACAUAUGUAGUAUUGGUGCACCAACUCUCAAAGGAAAUUACCUUUCAAUUGAUAAAGAAAAUGUACAACAUAUUGUUGAUCGCUACCUAGAAAUUAGGAAUGGUAAUAAAAAAAAUGAUGACUCGUCUGAUAGUGACGUUGAUAUUAUUUAUAACGAUAGUGAUGAUAACUUGGAAUUUAGCAACCAAUCAGAACAUGAAGAAUCUCCUCCUUCUCAGGCUCUACCGGAACUGGAAAAAUACUAUGCCAUAUUUUAUGAGGACAACUUCUACAUCGGCAGGGCUAUAAGACAUUCUCAAACGAAUGUAUCGAGAUUCAAAUUCCUCAAAUGGGACCUAGAUAGAUUGAUUUGGCCGAAAAAUGGAACAUUUAAGUUUCCUCGAGAGGAAAAUUCAAAGCUUGGUAAAAUCUCUUCAAAUGGAUCUUCAACCUGUGAGGAUGUAAUAAAAUCAAUAACCAAUGAAGAAAUUUUAGAGUGUUUGAAGGAAGCGCAUUCUCAGGCGGAAAAGGACGCUGACAGCUUAGGUGUAAUUUUGAAAGAGCAUUCGAGAGGAACAAGCUUGGACGUGCAUAUUACCAGUGUUGAAGAAGAAAGUUAUUCAACAGAAGGAGAAGACAAAAAUGGAACCAUAUCGAUGAAUGGAAUAGAAGAGGAAUUAUCCGAUUCAGAAUACAAUAGAGAUUUGUUAGAUACGCAUGAACUACCUGAAUUCGAAACUUUAGAUCUUAAGGACUUCAGCCAAACAGUUCAUGACCCGAAGAUUGAUUCAUCUUUUCUGAAAGUUAUUCUGAAAAAUGGGAAGGAAUUGGUUGUCAGGAAGUCAAGUUUGUGUUGGUUGUUCUCAAAUAAACAAUCACGUCUUUCAAGUGAUAGAAUUUAUAGGGUCAGAGGAACAGGCUCAUCCACGUCAUCUAAUCCCCUCGCCACUCCCAAAGAUAAAAUGAAACGAAAACAGAAGAAGAAAAUUAUUCCGAAAAAUACAAUAGAUCAAAAACAAUCAAAAAAAUCGCUGAGUACUAAGAAUAUUAAAAAGAGAACCUCGAACAAAACUGAUACUGAUGCUACUGACACCGAGACUGACACCAGUUUCGAUUUUGAAAGCGAAAGCGAAUUCGAAAAUGAAAGUUUCGAAGAAUUGACCGCUGAUCGAGCCGCUGAUGAAACUCGUAGUUCACCCGACAGAGUAGUGUUGACCGAAGAAAAGUAUUAUGCCGUAUACUACGACAAUCAAUUCUACCUUGGUAGAAUAUUAAAAAUAUUCAAUGACAGCAAUUGGUGCACUGUGAAGUUCCUUCAAAAAAAUUUAGAAGCCUAUAUUUGGCCGAAAAAAGAUGACAUUCAAGAUAUAGAAACGAAUUUUGUUAUAUAUGGUCCAAUAGAUUUGAAUGGGAUUGGACCUUUUCAGCUGAAUCGAACAACUGAAGUUGCCAUCAAAAAAAUAUAUAGGGAUUUUAGGAAAACUGUUCAGUCAGAGUGA